Naegleria lovaniensis is the source of this 321-nucleotide messenger RNA. RefSeq lists its product as uncharacterized. Bases 1 to 321 code for a protein of 106 amino acids. The transcript has 2 exons. The record is from RefSeq and is a predicted model, not a curated record. Gene Ontology annotation, biological process: mitochondrial respirasome assembly. Lineage: Eukaryota; Heterolobosea; Eutetramitea; Acrasida; Naegleriidae.
AUGUCUCUCGGAAAGUUGUUGAAUAGUUCGUCGGAAUGGAAUAACAAGGAAGAGGUGUUGAAAACCAUCUAUUGGAUUAAACAAAUUUAUGCCAUUCUUUGUGGAUUAGUUUUCGGAAUCACUCCCAUUCUAGGAUUUAUUGGAUUUGCUAGCUUUGGUGUUUCUGUAGCCCUCAUUUCAUACAGUGUGGCUUACACCAUUAUGCGAGUUUCUCAGAAUGUCAUUGAUUCAUCCAGUACUGUCAUUACUGAAGGAAUGUUUCCUGCAUUAACACUUUUCAUUUUGACUUGGACUUGCACUUAUUCUUAUUUGCAUGCCUAA